Molecule: messenger RNA, 237 nt
Organism: Wickerhamiella sorbophila
Lineage: Eukaryota; Fungi; Ascomycota; Dipodascomycetes; Dipodascales; Trichomonascaceae
Exons: 2
Coding region: 1-237 (78 amino acids)
Source: RefSeq, a predicted model, not a curated record
AUGCAGCCCUAUUUGGGAAAGUUAUUGGCACAUAGCUAUCCAACAAUGCAGUUCUCUAUUGUCGCUCUUACCCUCAUCGCCACCGCCGCCGCCGCACAGAACACCACCAACAGUACCAGCACUCACAACGGUACCCACAACGGUACCUCCACUGGCACUGGCUCACCCUCUAACGGUGCCGCCAACAUGGCCGCUGGUGCCGCUGCCGUCAUUGCCGGCGCUGCUAUGCUCCUGUAA